Odontomachus brunneus is the source of this 5880-nucleotide messenger RNA. It is a transcript of the gene nrm, whose product is annotated as hemicentin-1. Bases 548 to 5737 code for a protein of 1729 amino acids. The transcript has 24 exons. The record is from RefSeq and is a predicted model, not a curated record. Lineage: Eukaryota; Metazoa; Arthropoda; Insecta; Hymenoptera; Formicidae.
ACGAUUCGCCUCUGUCGCUCCACCUCGCCUCGGGACUCGCCAGUCGCUCGCGACUCUGUCUCAGGCUCGGUUGUUCGUUCACCAGCCUCCUCGUCGGCGACCUUCUCUUCGACUUUUUCCUACACUGUGAGACAGCCAGCGGCCGGAAGAAAGAGAGAGAAGGAGAGAGAGAGAGAGAAAGAGAUCGUCUAUCGACCAGCGGAGGCAAUCGCGAUCACGUCCCGCGUAAAUCGCAACACGGUCUUCCUUGGUCGGGGUCCUCGCCGUGGAGAUCACCCACUGGGAACCCACCGUCGGAGUUGUCGACGCCCCGGAGCCGCGAGUGCGGCUUUACGGGCGCGGAUGGUGAUCUCCGUGAUCCAGCGGAAACAGUGAGAUCGGGCGAUUGGAAUAAAACAAUGAGUUCCCGCCAGUUCCGUUAAUUCGACCGCGAUUGUGAAUUACUGUGGCUAUUUUGAGCGUCGUCGCGCGGUGCUCUUGAUGAAUGUGGUGCGCUAGGAAAGUUUAAAUCCGUCGCGUCCCGAUAUCCCAGGUGAAUCCCUCGAUCAUGUAUCCGGGACAGGACCUCUUCUGCAGGACUACGGAAAUGCGAGUGUCCGCGACGAUCGUCCUGCUGCUAUUCAGCUCCGUCGUUCUACGUGGAGUCGAAGGGAACGGCAAACUGUGGCUGAGUAGCGAGAAACACGCCGAACUGGGCACGGAGGUUUUGCUACCCUGCGUCCUGAAAUCGCCGCAAUGCGAGGGUCUACACAGCAUCAAGUGGUACCGCGGCCCUACGCGGAUUUUCGUUUUCAGCGAGGAGAAGGGAAUUGCACGCGGCACCGGCGACAUCGCCGUCAGGGCUGACAUAGAAUAUUCGACGAAUUCGUCGAAAACGUAUCUGAAGAUACCCGACGUCAAGCUGAAGGACGAGGGCCUCUACAAGUGCGAAGCCACGUACAUGGCGGUCAACCGCGAGUGCAACAACGUGCAACACAUUAUCCUCAACGUUACAGUGCAACCGGCGUACAUACGUGUCAUCGAUGAAAAUUCAAAGAACACUCUGAGCACCGGUGCUACUUUAGGACCUAUAAACGAGGGUUCGACGAUAUCCUUGUAUUGCGAGAGCGGUGAAGGCAAACCUAUACCCACGGUCGAGUGGUUUAAAGGUGACCAACUACUCGAAGCGACGAGUUCGUCGACCAUCGCUGAUACUGGGAUAGGCACUAACAGUAGUUUGCUAGAGAUGCAAAUUACACGGAAAGAGUUAGGUGCAACGUUCACGUGUAAAGUCAACAAUAUUGCUCUCGUGGAACCACUCACAGUUGAUAUUAAACCAGACGUACAUGUACGCCCGCUGAAGAUGGACUUAGACGGAGUGGUUGGGCAUGUCGUGCAGGGCACCAAGAUCUUAUUGCAGUGCACGGUACGUGCAGCUCGGCCCCCCGCCAACGUGACCUGGCAAAACGGAACGCAAUUCUUGAGCAAAAACAACGAAAGACUCGAGAUGUUUAGGACGAAAGUACACGAAAACGAGGACGGUACUUCAGAGACGACAAGUUAUCUCGCUUUCACAGCGUCAGUAUACGACAACGGCAAAACAUUCAAAUGUUACGCCGAGAAUUCGGUAACCCGUACCGAAGAUCUGAAACCAAUGAAGGAAACGACCACGAUCGAGGUGUUAUAUCCGCCGAUAGUUAAAAUGAAGCCAGGCAACUUAACGGUUAACGAAACAGACGAUUUUUUAAUAUUCUGCGACUACGAGGCAAAUCCGGCUUCGCUGAUAAAAGUAACAUGGUUACGAGACGACGAAGAAUUAGUAUUAAACGACGACCAUUACGACGGCGGAAUCACAGAACAAACAACACUCACAGUGAAAAACGCGACUCCUAGCGACAUGGGUUCUUACAAAUGCAUCCUGGAAAACAACGCCGGCUCAACCGUUUCCGAGGACGUCGUGGAAGUUUCGGUCUUUUACAAACCAGUAGUGGAGGUAAUAAUGGAUCCGGAAACACCUGUGAACGAGGCGGAUCGUCUGAACGUUUCGUUAACGUGCGACGUCGAUUCCGGCAAUCCGGCGACGCUGACAGCCGUCCGUUGGUAUUUGGACGGUGAUCUAUUGAAAGAACUUCCGGACUGCGCGAGAAACAGCACUGCCAUGACAACGACCACCGAGGAAUCGUUGACAUUCUGCGACAUCGACCCUAGCAAGCUACUGUUGGAGGCCGUCGGCCGUUCCUUUCACGGCAACUACUCCUGCGAGGGGAGGAACGAGGCCGGCUGGGGACCAAUCUCUCCGAGCACGCCUGUCGUAGUUUAUUAUAAGCCCGGCCCGGCAUCGAUAUCGUACGAACCUCAGCAAGUAGUGAAGAAACAGCCAUUAUCCAUCACUUGCUUCGUUUUGGAUCCCGGACGACCGAAGGUGUCGGGCUUCAAGUGGCUGCGCGGCUGGCACCGACUUCCAGACGAGAACGACGCCACCCUCGUCAUCGAGUCGGUUAAUUUGGAAACCGAGGCGAAUUUCACAUGCCUGGCUUAUAACGAAGCCGGCGACGGCGACCCAGCCACAACGUUUAUCGACGUAUCUGCGGCCCCGACAUUCAUUAAGAAGCUGCACUCGUAUCGCGGUUUUGCCUACAAUUGGCCUAACGUGAGCAUCAUGUGUUGGGUCGAGUGCGCCCCGAUCUGCAAUAUUUCCUGGCUGAGAGAUGACAUUCCCAUGGACUUCUCGAAAACGAAUCGGUACUACGUGUCGAACGUUUAUCAUCCGCCUGAUCCAAGGACCAACGACUUCGAGAGCAUCCAAUCGACUCUCGUAUGGAAUCUGACGGUCUGGCCAAACGGUCAUCUCGACCGUGCCGAGGAUAACGUCAAAUUCACCUGCAAAAGCAGCAGCAACGGGAUUGGCCCGGGUGUAGAGAGCAGCACUCACUUUCACGUCGAGUUCCCGCCGGAGAAUAUCACAAUCUCGAAGAAGAUAAUCAACGUGACAGUGGACACUAUGCCAGAGACAGUCGCAUGCGAUGCGAAAGCACGACCGAAACCGAACUUUCGGUGGUUCCGCGAAGGAUCUAACGACACCAUCGUGGAGGGCCACGUACUUGACUUGAAGAUGCCAGUACCCCGCCGUAGUAACGGUACUUACUACUGCGAGGCGUCGAAUCGUCACGGUAUCCUGAAUAUCUCGAUGGUCAUGAAUGUGCAAUUUAAACCAGAAUGCCACAUUGAGAAAGAACGAUUCGAGGGAAAGGAUUACGUAGUCUGCUCGGCCAUCGCCAAUCCGAAGGAGACGGGAUUCGUUUGGUCCUUAAAGAACGACAACGACACGCUGGAGCAGGUCGCCGAAAUGCGAAACGGACGAAGCUACAUGCUACUCGACACCUCGGUCACUAAUUCUCGGACGUACGUGUGCGUCGCGAAUAACACGAUCGGCCAAUCUACGCCUUGUGAACGGGACGUAGCAGCUCACCAUGGACAUAAAAGCUAUAUACCCUGGUGGCAUCAGUUGAGGGGUAAUCUGCUCCUGAUUAUUAUCAUUGUAGCGGUGGUCAUCAUACUGGUGCUAAUACUAAUUUGCGUGGCCAUAUUCAUCGUGUGUCGACGGAAACGCAACCAAGUGAAAUACAGUAAUCGGGUGGUCGAGCUGGAGGAACGCGAGCAUCCAGACGGUGGACCACCCAGUCCGACGGUAUCCUCGCACUCGGUGCAAAGCCCGGUGCAUCCGACGCCCGCGCCGAGGUGGCCCUUGAAGCCGGGCGUGCUGGUGCACAUCAAUCGGACCCACAGCCUACGAUCCGGCCUGAGCGUUCGCGCAAACGAGGGUCUGCGUAACGAGCUAAUGGCCAAACAUAACGACGAGCCACUGAGGCAGAGGUUCCUCGACGAGACUUCGUUGUCGUCAAUCGGACGGAACCCAGCGCGCGUAUUUCGUCGCAGGAAAGAACACGCAACGCAACGAGCCACGAGCAUUACCGGUCUGCACGAGGAGAGUAUGCUCGCUCGGGCCAACAAAAUAAAAGCCAUGUUUGGCGUACAGCUCAAAGAGCAGGCCACUCUGCCCGGUAUAUCUAGAGAAAAGACAGCCGUGACUUAUAAGAGAAUCGUGCCGCGUCAGCAGAUAUUGCACACCGUGGAAUCAUCUCGCGAGCUGCAUCACGGCAAUGUGUCUCGUAAGCGAAAACGUCCCGGAGCAGAUCCCAAUCAAGCUGCGAAUAACAAUCAUGUGAACAGCGUGUCGGAAGGUCUUCCCGAGUCCGGGACAAAGACGUUCUACGAGAAUUUACCCUUCCACGGGAUCCAAGCGCCACCUAACAAGUUGGUUACUCCUAAGUUUGCCCAAGUUUCGGCUUUGCAUGGCACGUUGCAUCAUUCCGUCACGACCUCGCCGUGUUCCUCGCGGCCACCCAGCAGAGCUAUCAGUCUCUGCGACGGCAGUUCCGGCUACGAAUCGACUAGGAGUCACCUAGGACCCCACUACAACAUCUAUAACGUGCCCAGGAGCAAUUCGCCGGUGCUGAAGUACAACACCCUGAAGCCGCGACGGCGCAAGCAAAAACACUCGCAGCAAUUCUACUCGUUACGGCUGUGCCGUCGGCACGAAAACAUCCGCAGGAAGUACGAGCUGUACGCGAUACCGAUCUAUAAGACGUGUCCGCAUAAGAGCGACAGCACUACCACGAUCGCGACGAUCGUCAGAUCGAUGGAGGACGCGCCGUCGUUGACCCUGAGCCAGUCGGCGUCGGUGAGCCUCACCAGAUCGGCGCCGGCGACGCCGAUACCGUCACCGACGCCGCCGAUACCAGCGCCGAGGACGCCUAGAAAAACCGACCCGUCCAAACACACCUACCAAAACGUCCCUCCCCCCGUUUUUCCGCCGAAAGACGCUUCGUUGCCUAAGCUUAAGACCGACAGCCUAUACAACUACAAAGAACACUACCAGCAGCAGCAUCGGCAGGAGAUACAGCAGUACAGCUACCCCUUACCGAGCAACAGUUCGAACCAACUAACACUGCCACUAACGCGCAGCCUCUACCAUUCCUCGAUAGUUAGUCCCCUGCAGACCUCUUUCGCCCACACUAACAACAGCCGGCCGUCCACCCUGAUGCACCACGAGGCCAGCGAGAACCACCUGCCCGCGGUGCAUCGGGAUGAGGAGCAGCAACAGCCGAGUUACGGCAAUCACGACGCGAGACAGUCGUCACGUCGGCACACGACGAAUCGUCGUAACGAACGUAACCGGAAGUACCGGAAGCACGAACGAACGUCCGGCGAUCGCAAGUCGAAGUCGAGCCGAAGAGGGGACGCGCGACGUACCGACGCCUUCGUCGGCUCGCCCGCCUGUGAAACCAGUUUCCACCAGAUCCCGGAUCUGGGUGUGCCGGAAACGUACGAGAUUUCGUAUCCGCACUACUACGAAGACGACAUCGCGGAGUGUCCAACCGACUAUCACAGACCGAACUCGGCGGCGCGUCAACAACAGCAGCAGCAGCAGCAGCAGCAACAGCUGCAGCAGCCACUGCAGCAGCCACCGCCGCAGCAGCAGCCGCAACAGCAGCAGCAGCAGUCGUGGGAGCGCCAGUCGAAUCGCUGCAUCUGCAACAACACGCAAUCGACGGACGCGGGCGACGCGAAAAAUCGCAACAAAACGUCGAAGAGGCUCUCGACAGGUCUCGCCGACGCCCGAUCGCCGUCCGCGCCCACGAUAAUGCAGUACGCGGAGCUUCACUUCCGGGAUGUCGGUCAGGAGAUCGAUGUCUAAAGCCCUUCAAGCCGGAAUUCUCGGAUCUCGAUUACGCGGACGUGGACUACAAAUCGUACGGGCCGAUUAAUUAUAAAGCCGCUAGUAUCGCGCUUCUGCAAAAGCCGCAACAACAACAGGUUCAGCAGCAGCAGCAACAGCAG